Messenger RNA from Dimorphilus gyrociliatus, 1704 nucleotides. The record is from the annotation of a GenBank genome assembly. NCBI's taxonomy places the organism in Eukaryota, Metazoa, Annelida, Polychaeta, Dinophilidae.
GAACUUCGUACUUCCGUGAUAGAGCGCGCGUACAUUAGCGAUCAACUUUUUGUUACUAGACGGAUCUGAGUUUAUUUCGAUCUAAAAGUAGGAAUGUUUAGUUGGUUGAACCAUAAUGACAAUCGAAAACAACAUUUAGACAUUUUUGAGUCAGUUACUCCUGGACUUAAGCAUUGCUAUUUCAAGAAACUAAAGCCACUUGAGGAAGCCUAUAAGUAUUAUGACUUUCAUCAACCUUCUUUGGAGGAAGCUGAUUUUGAGGCGAAGCCAAUGAUAUUGUUGGUUGGGCAAUACUCUACUGGCAAAACUAGUUUUAUUAGACAUCUUCUUGAGGAGGAUUUUCCCGGGAUGAGAAUAGGCCCCGAACCAACAACUGAUAAGUUUAUAAUAUUAACCGGUGGAUCCCAGAAGAGUAUUAUUCCAGGGAACGCGUUAGUUGUUGAUACAAGCAAACAAUUUAGACAACUAUCAAAAUUUGGAAAUCAUUUCCUGACAAGGUUACAGUGUUCUAUUCUUGAGAAUAAAGUUCUUGAUAGCUUAACGAUCGUAGACACUCCUGGAAUCUUAUCGGGUGAGAAGCAGACUUUGGAUAGAGGAUAUGAUUUUGGUGCUGUAAUAGAGUGGUUCGCUGAGCGAGUUGAUAGAAUUAUUUUAUUGUUCGAUGCACAUAAGCUAGACAUAUCUGACGAAUUGCGCAUCGUAAUUGAAUCAAUUAAAAGAUAUGAGGAAAAAGUUAGGAUUGUUCUUAAUAAAGCAGACAUGGUAGAUAGUCAACAACUGAUGAGAGUGUAUGGAGCUCUUAUGUGGUCAUUAGGUAAGGUUUUGAGUACUCCAGAAGUUGCUAGGGUAUAUAUAGGAUCAUUUUGGGCCCAACCUUUAAAAUUUGAUGAAAAUCGACAUAUUUUUGAGAAAGAAGCAAAUGAUUUGUUUAAUGAUUUGCAAUGUUUACCGAGCCACGCUGCUGUCAGAAAAGUAAAUGAUCUAAUUAAAAGAGCUCGAUUAGCCAAGGUUCACGCCUACAUUAUUGCUUAUCUGAAAAGAGAAAUGCCAAGAUUUUUAGGUAAGGAAAAGAAAAAGAGGGAAUUGAUUAAAAAAUUAGGAGAUAUUUUCAAUAAAAUUCAACAUCAAAAAACUAUUCCUCAUGGAGACCUACCCGAUAUAGACCGCUUUCGUAGAAAUCUUCAAUUUCAAGAUUUUACGAAAUUCAAACUUUUGAAAGAAAAAUUAAUUGAUGAUACUGAAUAUAUGUUAUCAAAUGAUAUUUCAAAGUUAAUGAAAUUGAUACCUCAUGAAGAAAAAAAAUACAAAAAAAGCGAAGCCUCUGUAAAAGGUGGAGCUUUUGAAAAUGUAAAGGGUUCCCCCUUUAAUAUUGGAUAUGGUGAAGGCGUGGACAAGGGACGUGGAACAGGAUCUUGGAUUGUUGAAAAUAAAAAGCCAGAAUAUAUGAAAUUAUUUCAAAGUUUGAAUCCAGUAAAUGGAAAGCUAAAUGCGUCGGUCGCUAGAGAUGAGUUGACUAAAUCGCAGCUUACUGGCCACGUCCUCUCUAAGAUUUGGAAGCUUUCUGAUGUUGACAAAGACGGAAUGCUGGACGGGGAUGAGUUUUGUCUAGCAGUACACCUUGUGGACGUGGCAAAAAAAGGAUACGAAUUACCUACUAAGCUUCCUGGCCAUUUAAUUCCUCCUGGAAAACUUGUUUGCAAAUGA